Molecule: messenger RNA, 3377 nt
Organism: Rhincodon typus (whale shark)
Lineage: Eukaryota; Metazoa; Chordata; Chondrichthyes; Orectolobiformes; Rhincodontidae
Product: coiled-coil domain-containing protein 178
Exons: 19
Coding region: 379-2838 (819 amino acids)
Source: RefSeq, a predicted model, not a curated record
CGUUCCCCUAAUCCCACCACACCCUCUUCUUGCCGGAUUACAGCGAACCUUCGUCACUUUUGCGGGUCCCUUUUCUUGUGAAUGAGAAGACUUUAGGUUAAAAGUCCCUGCUUCCCCCGUGCUCAGAGAGUACUGUCCGUGCGAUUUGCUGGUACUCGGUGGUCGUUUGGAAGAUGGCUGCAAGCCUGGAGGCUGCGCUCUGUGUUGGAAGCGCCGUUGCCUGGUUACGGCCGCUACCUAGUAACCGGGGAGAGUCCGCGUGGGGCCCAAACAUUGACGAGGAGGUUCCAGCAGCAGCAGAAAUCACAGCGUCGCCUGACUGACAGAUAACGCCGCGACAUGUAACCAAGGAUAUAAUUUGAACCACAACGGAACAGAAUGGCAGAGGCACACUUAUUCGGUGAGCAAAAUAGUGGAUUGCCUAUUCAACGACAAGGGAUGAACAAAGGUUCAUGCCAUCUCGGUUCCUCUGCAUACCGUAAAUGUGAUUGGGUUAAAGUUGCAUUACCAUUUAUCUGCAAAGUGAUUCGUCACGUCCGUGAAUUAGAAACAAAGACUGAAGCAUGGUUCAAACAGCUUCCAGCACCUGUACGACCAGAAUCCCAGGAAUCAAGUCUGUAUUCGGAAAGUACGAAUGGGAAUGCUGAGAGAUUUGUAACCCGAGAAACAAAUAUAUCAGAUCAAAAAUUUUCCGGUGAACUUUGUGUUCAAGGUGUUGGACUUGAUCGAAUAGAUGAACAAACCGCAGAUUUGCAAGAAGAAAUGCGGACAGUGCUGUCCGAGAUCAUUGGCUUGAUGGAGGAACUUAAAACUGAAUGCGAAAAGGCAGAUGAGGCUUUAAAAGCAGAAAGAGAGCGGGUAACAAUGCUCGGAGAUAAGAUUGAUCAACUUUCACUCUGGUGGCUACAUGAAUUUCCUGAAGCUGUACAAAAAGAGUAUGACAUAUGCUCACAUGAUAUAGAUGAAUUGCAGUGGCAUAUUGAGGUCAAAACAUAUAAUUUAAAAAAUCUACAAGAUCGGGUUGCUGAUGCAGAUGCAUUUAACAAGAAAUUACAGGAAGAAAUAAACUUAAUCAGGAAUCUUGAAGAUCAACUAGAAGAAAAACUGCAUUUGGAGUACAGAAUCAUUGAUGAUAUUUUACCGAAUCAAAAAGAGAUGGCUGAAAUCUUUAACAAUGCUAAUUUGGACUUAAAUGAAGCACAGCAGGAAUUUGAUGAUACCAGUGCGAAAGCAGAGUUGCAACAAAAGUUGAUGAAUGACGAACUUCAGAUGAUGGAAAGCAAAAUAGCAGAUCUCCACAAAGACUUGAUCGAUGCCAAGGAUCUGUUUGAUGUAUAUACUACACAGGAGGACAAAAUUCAAAAACAACAUCGAGAAGCAGAAGAACUGUACAACCAACUUAUUAAUGAAUCUGUUGAUUUGGAACAACAGAAAAAUAUCAAAGCAGAGAAUUUGAAGCAGUUAAAAAUUAAGCGUGCAGAAGAACAAGCUGAGAUAAGUAUCCUGGCAACAGCUUGCACUGAACUUAGAAACACUCUCAAGGAAAGAACAACAAUUGGAAGAACUGAAUUGUCACAACAACAGAGAGACCUUGUAAAAACAGUACUUGAAUUUAGGGAUUUGGAGAAAGCAAACAGAGAACUUGAAUUGAAUAUUGAAACCUUCAACAACGACAUUAAAGAAAGUCGGCAGGAAAGAAAUAAAAUGAAGAAAGAAAUCCGGCAAAUGCAGGAAGCUGUAAAGAUGAAUAAUACCAAGCUCGCCACUGUGAAGAAACAGCUCUCCCAAGUGGAGAGGACUCAAAGUGCAGUGAAAGCAAAGUUGUCGAUGCUGACAAAGUCAUCAGUCGAUCAGGAAGAUCAGUUAAAGGCUGAGACUGAAAAAUUAAAGAAAAGAAUCAAAGACACAAUGAUGCUGCGCGCAAAACUUCAGGCCAAGGCUAAAGCAGAGGCUGAUGAGCUACAUCGUAUUAAAGAGGCUGCUGAAAAGAAGAAAGAAAAUGUUCUAAAAAAAGUUACACAAGCUGGGAAGAUUGUUGAAGAUAUUGAAGCCAAGUUUAAAGAACUUGAAGCCAUAUACAAAACCCAAAAUGAAAAAGAAUAUUUGGACAACUUCAAUCAGCUUAAUGAUACCCUCAAGCAGAAUGAGGCUAUACGGGAAACAUUUCUUCAGAAGCAAAGCUUAAAAACUCGGUUAUUGAAUGAGAUUGAAAAAUACAAAAAUAGCAUUCUGGAUUUGCGACCAAUGCUAGAUGCAUCAGAGUUCAAGCAAAACAAUGCUGAAAACUUCAUUUCUAAAUUAAAGGAAGACCUUGAUAUAGCUGUUAAAAGGAAGACACAUGUGGAAGAAGAGCAUUGGAAAUUGAUUCAUGAUCGAAAAGAUAAACGUCAAGAAGUUAGGGUCAAACUUGCGUUAGCACUCAUUGAUAAUACGAAUCAAACUGAAGAGUAUCAGCAACUGCAACAAACUUGCAAAAGUGCAAAAAACCAGCUUGCAGAUAUUUAUGAUGACAGACAGAAGACAGAAAUACGCAUUAAAGAUUAUUUACAGCUCUCUGUACUGCAAACCAGGAUGCAUAAGGCACUAGUGGAAUACAGAAAACAACAGGGCCUUUACAGCCAAGCAGGACUGGCCAAAUCCCAGGCUCUUUCAAACGAAAAUGCUCGGACAAUAAUAGCUAUGCAGGGGAAGAUGUCAAAAUCCAUUCAGCGUGUCUCUGCUUUCCUGCAAUCUCUCGCAGACUCCUGUGAGAAAAAGGACGCCACAGCAAACAAACAGUGCAACCAAGAUGGUGUAAUCAAAGACAAGAAAAGUCAAGCAGCUCAAAUAACAGUGUAAUUGGACAUUCACCUGUUUGCCAUUUCACACUUCCAUGGACUGCAACUCAGUCACCUCCCAGCAUGCUUUGUCUUCUUUUACUUACAGCAAAUCCAUAACAAUGAAACAGGUGACUUUCAUGCUGCUGUCAGGAACAAUCUCAUUUCAGCUCUGGGUGACUGAUUGCAAUUGGCUUUGCCUCAUCUGAUAAUUAAUCUAUGUCACCAUUAAUUGGAAGAGAGAAUAAUUACUGGUGAUGUUGACAGUGACUGUACGCUUCUCUAGAUUUCUGUCUAUUGCUCAGGCCUAACUAAUAACUCUACAGUUCAGCACUGAAACUUUACUUUAUUCAUGUUGUAACAAUCUCUGUCAACAUGUAAUGUUGUUGCAUAUACCCGUUAGUCCCUUUGUUAUCACUUGUCAAUAGUUUUGAAUACCAAAAGCUGACUUCGUCUUACCACUCUUUUGUAUUCUAUCUUAAUUUUGUGAAAGUUUAAAGUUUUCAAUGAGCUGGAGAUGAAUGAUUAAUGAAUAAAUCCAAAUGCUUCAUUUUGUCCAUG